AUGAGCUCACAGAGCAACAAUCGCAGAUUAUUUGAGUAUACUUCCGGCCGAUUCCUGUUCAAUGAGGACCUUCGCCUUUCAGAACGCAGAGUGCAAUUUGAUCGCGAUGCUCUCGCUGCUGCCAUAUGUCAUACUAUCAGCCGGCCGGCAUCCGACCUUACCUCAAUUACAAAGCUCGCUGAAGGAGGAUUUAACCGUGUAAUACAAGCGACAUUCAAUGACGGCUACGCAGUUCUUGCUAGAAUACCUUAUCAUUCACUAACUCCAAAACAUCAUGCUGUUGCAAGCGAAGCUGCUACGCUUGGCUUACUACAUUCACGCGGCGUGCCCGUCCCGAAAGUACUCGGAUAUUCUCCUGAUCACACAAAUCCUGUUGGUGUUGAAUAUUUGCUUCUAGAGAAAAUUGAUGGCGAACCCCUUGGAGAUCGGUGGUUCACGAUCGGUAACAAGACUCGUGUUAAGAUCAUGAAGCAGAUUGUUGAAGCGGAGGCGCGGUUUAUGAACAUUCCGCUUCCAGGGAGUGGCAGCUUAUAUUACCGUAAAGACCUUGGGCCGUCAGAGUCGAGUAUCCCUCUAUCUGAACAAACCACUCCGGAUGAGAUCGUUAUUGGCCCUAUCGCGCAGUAUGAAUGGUGGUAUCAGGAGCGAUCGUCAAUAAACAUUGACCGUGGCCCAUGGAAAGCAUUCUUGGAAUGUUUUGAGGCACCAGCAAAGCGUGAGAUUCAGUUCUGUGAACAGUUUGGCAAGCCUCGCCUCCAUGUGGAACGUUAUCUACGCGAACUAUAUAAAUUAGAGAAAAUGACACCGACUACCCAUAUCCAGAACUUGUCUAGAUACCUCCAACUUACACCAUAUUUGGAUAUCCCGUCGGAUCACCCAUUUUCUCGACCAGUUCUCCGACAUCCAGACUUCUCGCCUAACAAUAUCUUGGUUAAUUCAGAAAAUGAAAUAGUAGGGAUUAUUGAUUGGCAGCAUGCUGUGGUUUUACCCCUAGGUUUAUGUGCAAAUAUCCCUGCAUAUUUCCAAAAUUGGGGCGAUCCGGUAUCAGAAAAACUGGCAAAACCAAUGGUCAACCUUCCAGAAAAUUUUCAUACCCUGAGCGAAGCUGAACAAGAAUCAGUGAAAGAAACGAUGCGAAAACAAAUAUCCCACUUUUAUUACGCUGCCUUAACCAUGAACCAGUUACCAGAUCAUUUUGACGCUUUACGGAACUACAACUCUAUGCUUCGGGCGAAGCUCUUCACUCUAGCCGGUGCUCCCUGGGAAGGCGACAGUUUGUCCAUGAAACAUGCAAUGAUUGAAGCGUGUCAAAAGUGGCCGAUGGAGCUCGGCGAUGCACCAUCCACAAAGCCCGCCAGCUGCCCCGUACAGUUCGGCAAGGAGGAAAUUAUUCAGUGCAUGGCUGAAUAUGAGCAGGUACAAGAGAGAUUACAGGACUUAGCAGAGAUGAGAGCCUGCGCAGGCGUAGACUCAGUCGGCUGGGUCCCAGAUGACGAGCAUCUUGAAAAGUCGAAGGGUAUCGCACGCAUGAUCAAAUCGGGGCUUUUAGAGCAUUCCACCACCGAUUUGGAAAAGGAGGCUGUACGAAACCAUUUUCCUUUCGAUGACCACAGUGAAGACGUUAGAGCAUCAACCUUGUGA
Microsporum canis CBS 113480 is the source of this 1641-nucleotide messenger RNA. Its product is annotated as phosphotransferase family protein. The record is from RefSeq and is a predicted model, not a curated record. The transcript is spliced from 3 exons. Gene Ontology annotation, cellular component: mitochondrion. Lineage: Eukaryota; Fungi; Ascomycota; Eurotiomycetes; Onygenales; Arthrodermataceae. The coding region runs from base 1 to 1641 and encodes 546 amino acids.